This is a messenger RNA of Ailuropoda melanoleuca (giant panda), 1807 nucleotides long. It is a transcript of the gene KRT3, whose product is annotated as keratin 3. Gene Ontology annotation, molecular function: structural constituent of skin epidermis. NCBI's taxonomy places the organism in Eukaryota, Metazoa, Chordata, Mammalia, Carnivora, Ursidae. Gene Ontology annotation, biological process: keratinization; intermediate filament organization. The record is from RefSeq and is a predicted model, not a curated record. Gene Ontology annotation, cellular component: keratin filament.
CUUCCCUCUUCCUCUGACUCUCGGUGCCCUGCUUGACUCUUGUGCUCUUCCUUCGUCAAGCUCUCUCACCAUGAACAGACAAGUCUGCAAGACGUCUGGGGGCGGCAGCCAGGGCUUCUCGGGCCGCUCCGCCGUGGUCUCCGGCAGCAGCAGAAUGAGCUGUGUGGCCCGCUCCGGGGGAGCCGGCGGAGGGGCCUGUGGGCUCCGGGGUGGAGCGGGCGGCUUUGGCAGUCGCAGCCUCUACAGCCUGGGCGGCAACAAGAGCAUCUCCAUCAGCGUGGCUGGUGGCUCCCGGGCUGGUGGCUUCGGGGGAGGGCGUAGCAGCUGUGGCAGCGGCUUUGGGGGUGGCUAUGGAGGUGGCUUUGGUGGUGGCUUUGGUGGUGGCAGAGGAAUGGGAGGUGGCUUUGGAGGGGCUGGUGGCUUUGGGGCUGGUGGCUUUGGUGGAGCUGGUGGCUUUGGUGGAGCUGGUGGCUUUGGAGGGGCUGGUGGCUUUGGAGGGGCUGGUGGCUUUGGUGGGCCCGGUGGCUUUGGUGGGCCUGGUGGCUUUGGUCCUGGUGGCUUCCCUGGGGGAAUCCAGGAAGUGACUGUCAACCAGAGCCUCCUGCAGCCCCUCAAUGUGGAGAUCGACCCCCAGAUUGGGCAGGUCAAGACCCAGGAGCGCGAGCAGAUCAAGACCCUCAACAACAAGUUCGCCUCCUUCAUCGACAAGGUGCGGUUCCUGGAGCAGCAGAACAAGGUCCUGGAGACCAAGUGGGAGCUGCUGCAGCGGCAGGGCACAAAUGCCACGACCGGCACCAACAACCUGGAGCCCCUUUUUGAGAGCUACAUCAGCAACCAGCGGGGUUACCUGGACAGCAUCCUGGGGGAGAGGGGCCGCCUGGACUCGGAGCUGAGGAACAUGCAGGACCUGGUGGAGGACUUCAAGAAGAAGUAUGAGGAUGAAAUCAAUAAACGUACAGCCGCCGAGAAUGAAUUUGUGACCCUGAAGAAGGACGUGGACGCGGCCUACAUGAACAAGGUGGAACUCCAGGCCAAGGUGGACGCCUUAAUGGACGAGACCAACUUCCUGACGACCCUCUACAGUAUGGAGCUGUCCCAGAUGCAGAGCCAUGUCAGUGACACGUCCGUGGUGCUGUCCAUGGACAACAACCGCAGCCUGGACCUGGACAGCAUCAUCGCCGAGGUCAAGGCCCAGUACGAGGACAUCGCCCAGAGAAGCAAAGCAGAGGCCGAGGCCCUGUACCAGACCAAGCUGGGGGAGCUGCAGACCACGGCCGGCAGACACGGGGAUGACCUGAAGAGCACCAAGAAUGAGAUCAUGGAGCUCAACAGAAUGAUCCAGAGGCUGCGGGCUGAGAUUGAGAAUGUUAAGAAGCAGAAUGCCAACCUGCAGGCGGCCAUCGCUGAGGCCGAGCAGCGCGGGGAGCUGGCUCUCAAGGAUGCCAACGCCAAGCUCCAAGAGCUGCAGGCUGCCUUACAGCAGGCCAAGGAUGACCUGGCCCGGUUGCUGAAGGAGUACCAGGAGCUGAUGAACGUCAAGCUGGCCCUGGACGUGGAGAUCGCCACCUACAGGAAGCUGCUGGAGGGCGAGGAGUGCAGGAUGUCUGGAGAGUGCCAGAGUGCCGUCAGCAUCUCCGUGGUCAGCAGUGGCGGCACGACGUCGGCCUCGGCAGGUGGCUUCGGCGGCGGCUUCGGCGGCGGCUUCGGGGCGGGAGGGGGAGCAGGCAGCGGCUUCGGCGGCGGCAGCGGCUUCGGCGGCGGCAGCGGGCGGCUUCGAACAGCUGAAGUGCUGGUCCUCUGCCUCUAA